Molecule: messenger RNA, 5057 nt
Organism: Papilio polytes (common Mormon)
Lineage: Eukaryota; Metazoa; Arthropoda; Insecta; Lepidoptera; Papilionidae
Gene: Gycalpha99B
Product: head-specific guanylate cyclase
Exons: 15
Coding region: 265-2370 (701 amino acids)
Biological process (GO): cGMP biosynthetic process; response to oxygen levels
Cellular component (GO): guanylate cyclase complex, soluble
Molecular function (GO): heme binding; guanylate cyclase activity
Source: RefSeq, a predicted model, not a curated record
CAGUGGUCUGCAGACGUUCUACCGGACGCUCGUCUCUAACGGAUCUGUUUUUAAAUUUAAAUCGUGUUAAUGUAAAUAAUUUCCCAUGACGUGUUACCGUGGAAACUUUUUUUGAGUAACUUUUGUAAUGUGUUUUUAGGUGAUUUUUUUUUACCAGAAAUCUUGGUAACUACCGUCUUGAAGUUUAGGUUCCGUAUGCCCGAAAAAAUACAUUAAAAACUGUUUUACUAUGACUUGUCGCACAAUUCUGAGACAGUGGUAAAGAUGACGUGUCCGUUCCGUCGUGCGUCAUCCCAACAGCAGUUCGCGAAUGGAGCUAGCAGUAAAAAGCCAGAGCUACGUUCGCGACAAUCGUCCAUACAUCUUUCUGGACCAGAUGAAGAUGAUGCGGAAAGGAAUACGCUCACAUUAAAGAAUUUGAGUGAAGCAUUACAACUGUUAACAGCGCCAUCGAAUGAUUGCCUUCACGCUGCGGUGACAGCAUUAACGAAGAACCAGGCGGAGCAUUAUGACAAGUACAAUUGUUUCUCCAUUUUAUACAGACGAAGAUUGCCCGAUGACGUAAAAACAUGGAAAAAUUACGCGUAUUUAGAAGAAAUAUAUGACGCAGUCCGUGCUACUGACAGUUUAAAUACAGAAGAUUUCAUGGCAAAAUUAGGAGAAUACCUAAUAUUAACUGCGUUUUCACAUAACUGUCGGUUGGAGAGAGCGUUUAAAUGUCUUGGGACGAAUUUAACAGAGUUUUUAACCACACUGGACAGUGUACAUGAUGUACUACAUGACCAGGAUGAUGUUCUCAAAGAUGAAACAGUAGAGUACGAAGCUGCGUUUGUUUGUACGACAUCAAGAGGGAAAAUCGAGUUGUAUCUGACAACAGAAUGCGAGCCUGUCGCUUAUUUAUUAGUGGGAAGUCUUAAAGCGAUUGCGAGAAGUCUCUACGACACGCAAGCGGACAUAAGACUGAUGAGUUACACGAACGACCCAAGGAGAUUCAAAUAUGAGAUCAAAGCUAUUCCAUUACAACAAAAACCCAUCGGGAAUAACAGUGAGGUGACAGGUGACAGCGCAUGUGUCGCGUCGUCCAGCAAAGUAACAGACUUGAGGAUCGGUGUUGCAAGCUUCUGUAAAGCCUUCCCCUGGCAUUUCGUUACGGACAAACGACUAGAACUCGUGCAAUUAGGUGGCGGUUUUAUGAGAUUAUUUGGCACGUAUUUGGCGACACAUGGCUCCGCGCUGGGGACAUACUUCAGAUUAUUACGUCCCCGCGGCGUGUCACUGGAUUUUCGUGAAAUUUUAAAAAGAGUCAACACGCCGUUUAUGUUUUGUUUGAAAAUUCCCGGCUCCACUUCACUGGCAGAGGGUCUCGAGAUAAAAGGCCAGAUGGUGUUUUGUUCGGAGUCAGAUUCACUCCUAUUCGUCGGGUCGCCAUUCCUCGACGGCCUCGAGGGUCUCACUGGCAGAGGGCUCUUCAUAUCUGACAUUCCAUUACAUGAUGCUACAAGAGAUGUUAUUUUAGUUGGAGAACAAGCAAGGGCUCAAGAUGGUUUAAGAAGAAGAAUGGAUAAAUUGAAGAAUUCAAUAGAAGAAGCUAGUAAAGCGGUUGAUAAGGAACGAGAAAAGAAUGUCAGUUUAUUGCAUUUAAUAUUUCCACCUCAUAUUGCAAAAAGAUUAUGGUUGGGAGAGAAAAUUGAAGCGAAAAGCCACGAUGACGUAACAAUGCUGUUCAGCGAUAUCGUCGGCUUCACGUCUAUCUGUGCGACCGCCACGCCUAUGAUGGUCAUUGCUAUGCUCGAGGAUUUAUACAGCGUGUUUGAUGUGUUCUGUGAAGAAUUGGACGUGUACAAGGUGGAGACAAUCGGCGACGCAUAUUGCGUAGCCAGUGGUCUACAUCGUAAGAUAGAGACGCACGCUCCCCAGAUCGCUUGGAUGGCGUUACGUAUGGUGGAAACUUGUGCCCAACAUCUUACACAUGAAGGACAUCCGAUAAAGAUGCGUAUCGGUCUCCAUACUGGUACGGUGCUUGCUGGGGUGGUUGGAAAAACAAUGUUAAAGUAUUGCCUCUUUGGACAUAAUGUAACUCUGGCUAACAAAUUCGAAUCCGGAUCAGAACCACUCAAGAUAAACGUUAGUCCUACCACAUAUAAGUGGCUCAUAAAUUUCCCCGGCUUCGAAAUGGAGCCGCGAGAUCGCUCCUGCCUUCCGAACUCGUUCCCCAAGGAUAUACCGGGAACAUGCUACUUUCUGCAUAGAUACAAGCAUCCGGGGACUGACCCAAGCGCCUCACAGGUACAGCACAUACAGGAUGCUCUAAUCGAUUUCGGAAUCGGACAAGGGAAGUCAGUCCACGUUGAUAAUGAAGAACCUACAUAAUUACUACAAAUAUUACCUAGAUUUAAACAAUCUUUUGAAUUAAUAAUUGAAAUAUAUCAUUUGUAAAUAGCUUCAUUUUAAAUCCUGUUUCAAAUGCCUUAAAUACUCAUAUUAACUAUAUUGUAAUUAAAAUUUCAACAUACUGUAGAAAUCUAUGUGAGUAUUCAUAGUAGCACGUAAUAUUGCUUAAGAAUUUGCUCACAGAAUAAAUAAUUUAUUAGAUUAAUAUAAGAUCUCUGCUUGUAAAGGAUUAGUUAUUACGUUUUAACAAGUCAUUAAAUUUAAGAUAAUAAAAUAUGAAAGUAUAGAUAAAGAUCUAUUUAAAUCUCUACACGAACCUAUAGUUUUCUCUUUCUUUCUAAAGUAGAAUGAGAGUGAUAGCAGUUCAGUAUCAAGGCCGAAUAUUGAAACGAAACUUAAAAACUCGCUUUAUAAGAGCCUGUUACAUUUUAUAUCAGUAUUCGGCCAUGCGUUUUAAAUGUAGUAUUUUUUCUUAUAUGGUAAAACAUUUUAGUGAUACAGAAUACUACUUUUGUACAUAGUUUUCUACGCAAAUAGAAUAACUUAGACAACAUUAAGACGAUGAGAGAUAUAACUUAGAUAAAAAACAAUAACUUUAGGAAUUUAAUACGCUCUAGAUUUGGAGCUUAUGUUAAAUCUAUUCAAUCUAAUAAGUUCCCAGUAUUUUACUACUUAUGAUAUUAAAUAUUGAAAAUCGGUUUCUUUCAUUCUGAUCUCAAAAUUUUUAAUAAUAUCGAGAUCUUGUUCUCAAUUUUGACGCAGACGCCAGAUGUUAAAUUUUCGAGAUUCAUUUAUCUUAAAAUUAUCAAUAAUUCUAUUAAAUAUGAAUCUACAAAAAUGUAACAAAUUACUAGUUUCGAAGAACAUAGGCUACGGAAAAGAAAUAAUCAAAUAGUGAGAAUAAAACAGUGUUGGAUUGCGAAAUACAUUUUUUCUCUUACCAUCCCAAAAAGGUUAGAAAAUUAAAAGACUUGUCCUUUAAAAUAAACAAAUUAUUCAACUAAUUAGCGUAAAGUCAAGUUCUACUUUGUUUUAAAUCUUGUGAAAAUUUGAAAUGACAGAAAGCACUUACUAAUCAGACAAAUAAAGACAUUCGAAGCUACUGACGACAUUAAACUUAUAACAAAAAUGAAAACUAUUUAAAAAUAUAUUUGUAACACCAAAGAAACUAGAAACAAAAUUUAUAUUACUUAUACUGAUGUUAAUUCUAACAUAGAGUCAAAUACUGAAACGUUAUUUAAAUAUGGAACGGCGUCUGAAAUGUUAAAGCCAUGUUUAAAUAUCGAAUUGCAUUAAAACGUCUUAACAGAUUAUAAUCGACGCUUGCGUUUAAGUUUAAAAUUCGUUUCAGUAUACAACUGAACGUCUUUACAUGUAUACUUUCUCGUUGUGAUUUAGGACGUUAAUCGUAAGUUCUUUUGUUUCUACCAUAAUUAGAUUAUUAUUAAUGUUAUUAUAACAAGCCUUUUUCAUCCUUCUGUAUUUUAAUACCAUCAUUCUGUGAGUGAUGUUUUAUUGUGAACGAACACUUAACAAAUCUAGUCACAGCCAUAGUCUUUAAGGUAAUUUUGUGUACCAAAGUAUAUUAUUUUUUAAUAUUUCAACCCAGUACAAAUGUAUAUCGCUCUAGAGAAUAAUCUUAAUAAUUAAUAGCAAUUAAUUACAACCUUUCAUUGAUGUAUAUUUCAACAAAAAUCAUUUAAGUAGUAAUUUUAUGUAAUGUGUGAAGUAGCUGUGAAUUUCCACUGUACUCAAACCUGUAUAUAUUGUUAUUCUUGUCAUUCUAUUUGGAAGAUAGAGAUAGCAAUAUUUUACAGUUAACAGCAUUGAAAUUAUACUAUUCUAUUGAAAAUGUACGAGAGAAUCUCAUGUGUUAGCUUUUAAUUAUAAAGCUUUACUAUUUUGCUAUUAAGACGAUGUAAAUACAUUUGAAUCUGGGAUAAUUACGACUUACGUAGAUAUAAUGCGAUUGGCAGUAGAUAUAGAAUAAGUUAAAAGCUUAAAAUUAAAACGUAUAUCGUAGCGCAUUAGAUCCGAAGCUUUAUCGAAGGAAAUUAAGUCUUUUGAAGGUCGAUUUAAGAUCCAUUAUCCCUAAUGCUUAAGUAGAUAUUUCUAAUGGCAAUUACAUUUGCUACAGGAUGUUCAAAUUUUCGUUUUAUACCAACUCUUUUGAGGUAAAUAAAUUAAAUCUUUUCACUUGAGCACCCGCCCGUAUUGCUGGAACUAAAUUCACUGAACAAAUUUACUGUUUGGUUUUAAACACUUUGAAUUAAUUCAACUAUAAACAUAGCUUUAUUUAAAUUUAUUUUUAAACCUCUAUGGUUACUAUUAGGGCCUAAAGAGUUAUAUUAUUUCUAUGGAAUUUUAUGAGUAAUUUUAGUAUUGUAAAUUUAUUCUUUUCUAAAAACGUCGUUUUUGCUAUUUUAAGCAUGCUACUAGUCAUUCGCUAUUUAAGAAAUUUGUAUAGCAUUAAAAUUAAGAGUACUUACUAUACAUAAUUUAUGAAAAAGCGUACGUUCUAAAGUAGAAUUUAUUCUCAAAGUAGGAAGUACUAGAAUUCCAUAAAUAUUUCGCUAGGAUAUAGAAUUAGAUAUUAAUUUCUUCAACGCAAUAUUUAAUAUAAUUAAAUGAAAUUGUAAAAAAAAGAUAGUCUGUUUUUAAUUUAU